CCAGCCAAGAGAUACAGAGUGGUGGAAAUCAAAACGGUGUCUUUCAGUCGAACGUUGCCCGCUGAAGUGUACAGUCGCGUGUAUUGCUGCAGACAGAUCGUUUCCUAGGAGUUUUCGGAAGUGUUGUGUCAGUCAGUUCCGAACCAGCCCAGAUGAUCGAUUACAGUGAUUUAAGGUUGCCCGUCUGUAAUUAGGAUUCGAAUUCAUCAAUCGUGUGCCGUUGAUCAGUGCGUUUAAGGUUCACUACGAAGAGGAUCAAGUUGAUCAACUUCCGGGGAAGUACGUAACACCUUUUACGGGGCCAGCACAUUUUGCACAUAGUGUUCAAAUGGAAAGUACUUUCAACUCGUCGAUCGACGAACUGCACAAGCAGGGUUGCCCUCGAAACUGAUGUCAUUGGUUCGUUGUGUUGGUACCCUCCUCAGCAUCGCCUUCGAGUAAAGAAGACCAGUGAACACCACCGAAUAACCAACUCACAUGGUUUGCGUGUAAUUUCCCCCUUCACGAAACGUGUAGAAACCCGUAGGAGAAGGAGACAAGGAAGGCGUACGCGUAAAAGAGAUACAAGCAAUAAUAAAUCCACACAAACAAGAAAGGUAGACGUAAAGCAACAUAAUAAUAAAGCCAAAACGUGGAAAAUAAGCAAACCGAAAAGUGAACUGAACCUGACACAAAAAAAGCAAACAACAAAAAGAGAAGAUUUCGGUCGUGCAGGCGGUGAAAUCAAGUGAACAAGAAGUAGCGCGAAAGAAGUGCGCGCAAGCCCUUGAAGAGAAUAGUGUGUCUUAGGAGUCGAAUCCUAAAUUCGGAAAGUGAAAGGUUACUUACGAGCAUUUAAUAAAAAAAAAUCAAGCAAAAUGUUGAAGACCAAAAGCGGUGAAGACAAGGUGAAUACGCUGCUAUCCACCAGCCAAAUCCCGAUCAUCGAUCUGGCACAUUGUGGCACAGAGGAAUGUCCCAUCCGGUCGGUCGUUAAUCGAGUCGGUUCACAGCUGGUUCGCGCCCUUACAGAGAAAGGAGUAGCCCUUCUAGUCAACCAUGGCAUUGCGGAGGAUAAGAUCAAGUACGCCUACAAUCACUUGGAUGAUUUUUGCAAACUGCCAGACUCCACGAAGGAGAUGUACCUCAGGCAGGACGGAAACCACGGGUACGUGAAACCCGGCCAGGAGCGCUUCGACGGCAAAACGAAGGACAUCCGACACACCUUCAACAUCUGCACUCUGAAACCGGACGCAAAACUUCCGGAAGAGCCCCUGCCCGGUUUUCGGGAGCACAUUUCCGACCUGGCGACCGAUUUCCAGCGGUUAUCGUCGCUUCUGCUGCAGGCCUUGGCCGUGGGGCUCGAAAUGCCAUACAAAUAUUUCCUCGACAAACAUACUCACAUUCUGGACGGGGAAAGCGAAAACCAGUCGACAUUCCGAUUGCUGUACUAUCCGCCGCUGAUCGAGGAUGACGGCAAGAACGAACUGCAACGGGGUACCUGCAAGUAUAGCCAACAGCGCUGCACCAGGGAUGAAAUUGAUCUCUCGCUACCGGAAGACUACAGGAGAAAGCUCGCCGAGGAGGAAGAGGCCCGGGAAGCGCAGUAUACGCGCUGUGGGGCACACUGCGACUACGGUACGUUCACACUGUUGGUGCAGGACUCCGAGGGUGGCCUCGAGGUGAAGCUGCCAGGAACCGAUAAGUGGAAGCGAGUUGGUUUCCUGCCCGGGGCCAUUCUGAUUAACGCGGGCGAGCUGCUGUCCACGUGGACCAACGAGAGGAUUCCUGCUCUGUCUCACCGUGUCGUGAUACCGGAAGAAGAGUCGCUUAAAAGCCGUGGUAGACAUUCGAUAGCAUUCUUCGUGCAUCCAGACAACUGUACCGACAUCGAACCGUUCGAGAUGCCAACUUCCAGUUCCUCCAACUCGCUCGACUCGAUGGACAAGAAACCAAAGAACCGGAAAAAGUCUUUCAAGACGGCUAAGACAAAAAUCUACAACGCCUAUCAACAUGUGCAACGGCGCUUCAAGGAAACGUACGCUUCCUAAAGAACGCACAGAAGAAGGACUGCUUCCUCAAAUCGGGGACCCAUCUGCGUAUUCCCCGACAAUACACGAAAUGAUUACUUUUCGCCAGAGGCCAAUCUUAGGACGUUAACUAGCAUUAUUGGAAAGGAGCGCAAGCAACUGAAACUUAAAUUAGAACGAAACUACUUACUCAUGCCGCUGUAACUGGCAGUGGCUAAUGGUAGCAGCAGCAGUGAACUUGACGGUUGUGAACACGUGCGGAAAGGAAACUGCAAAACUUAUUCCUCCCGAUAAAUAUGAUCAUCAAUCACGUAGGACCAGCGAACAUUGUCUGCCGUCCGCGCCAAAUCCUAUCAUCAAAUACUUUCAUGUCUUUUUGUUUUCGAACGACCCGGAAUGUUGAUAGCGCAAUUCCAAGAGCAAAGCAGUAGGAGCUAUUUAUUCUACUCAAUCUAUUUAUUGGUUUUAACUUUUUGUGUCCCAUUAACAUAAUUCAGUGCUUUUUGGUUUUUCUUAGUAGAAUGAUUGCUCUAUCCGUCCCAAGUGGUAAAAAAUUAGAAUAGCAAUUAUGUACGAUACUGCCUCACCGUAGCUAAUUGAAAUAGGGUGCAGAACGUUUCAAGCCGGGAACUUCACCAUUCAUGUAAUCGUUUUAAUUGCGCAAAGUUGUCUUCCUAAUAUUUUAUCGACCUUCCUAAUAUUUUAUCGACCAUUUAUAGAUACCAGCGAUAGACACAACUUUUACACCAUAUACUUUUUACUAGAUAGAGAAAACUAGUAAAUUCAUCAUCUAAUUUUAAUCAUCCACACAACCCAGAAGUCCCAUAAGCUGCUACGAACAAUAAAGUGAUAUCUUGUAAGAGAAACGAGUAAAUUAUAUUUUUAAGGAAUACAUUUUUCAUUUUACAUACAGCUCA
This is a messenger RNA of Aedes aegypti (yellow fever mosquito), 2926 nucleotides long. Its product is annotated as UPF0676 protein C1494.01. The transcript has 6 exons. Gene Ontology annotation, molecular function: dioxygenase activity. Lineage: Eukaryota; Metazoa; Arthropoda; Insecta; Diptera; Culicidae. The record is from RefSeq and is a predicted model, not a curated record. Bases 858 to 2030 code for a protein of 390 amino acids.